Messenger RNA from Physcomitrium patens, 1332 nucleotides. Lineage: Eukaryota; Viridiplantae; Streptophyta; Bryopsida; Funariales; Funariaceae. The record is from RefSeq and is a predicted model, not a curated record.
AUGACGGAAGGAGAUGUUUCUGUGCACAAACUUGCUUCAACUCAGGGGAUUUUGCCGAAUGGAAAUUUCAUGGCUGUGAAACUACUAUUCCCCCAAAAGACUUCCAAGGGUUUAGACGAAUUUCUGAAUGAGGUAGUUUUGUUGACAGGAAUGAAGUACAGGAACCUUGUGAAUCGGAAAGGGUGUUGCAUUCGUGAACAACAAAGAUUGUUGGUGUACGAAAUUAUCACCCUUUUCACCUUAUGUUGCCACGAUUUCGUUGGUGAAGGGGGUGCAAACAAGGCCGACUUGAGCUGGCCUGUGCGAUGGAAGAUCGUCUUGGGAGUGGCCCGCGGUCUACAUUACCUCCAUGCACUUGCACAUCCGAGGAUCAUCCAUCGAGACAUCAAAGCCAGCAACAUCUUACUAACCAAGAACUACGACACCAGGAUAGCAGACUUCGGCUUGGCGUUGCUUUUUCCUGAUGAACAGAGUUGUAUAGUGACCAAGCAUGUUGCUGGUACCAAGGGAUACUUGGCACCAGAAUAUGCGUCGUGUGGUCGGUUGAGUGACAAGGUGGACGUUUACAGCUUUGGAGUGCUGUGUUUAGAGAUCGUGAGUGGAAGAAGAAACAUUGAUGAUUCUUAUCCUCCUGGCGAAAUGUAUCGGUCCAAAUUGGUAUGGGAUCUGUAUCGGCAGGGUAAGUUGGUGGACUCGGUGGAUCGUACAAUGAGCCUGCGAGAUGAAGAAAAGGUGGAGGUGCAUCGUGUGAUGAACAUCGCUCUACUUUGCAUCCAAAACGAGGCAGAGGAGCGGCCAAGCAUGGAGCGAGUGGUGGCGAUGUUGCAAGGAGAGAGUGAGGCAGAGGUUGUGGCGCUGAAGCCAGGGAAUGAAGGGAACCUCUUGGAGAGCACCAGGUUGUUUGCCGGUUGCAGUAGUGGCCUUGGGACUGUAAAGGAGGAAGGCGAGUCGUCUUUCAUGGAAUCGUCAAGUGGAGGUGGAAGUCGUUAUGAGAAAGAUAAUUCCACUGGUGCUGUUCUUGAGCUCAGUGAAAUAAGAGUCAGAUGAUUCAUUUAUUUUUGCGACGCUAGAAAAGUGGAAUGCAGCUUGUUGACAGACUUGGGUCGAUAAUAGAUCAAGAUUGUUCGUCAGUGAAGGGACAGAUGUAGUAUUUGUCGAAAGUGAGCCGACGUAGAAGAGGUUUAACUUCAGAUCUUGUUUUCUUCCAUGGUGAGGUUUUCUGUGCAACUUUCGAUCUUGUUGACUUCUUAGCUUGGUCGUGUUCUCUAUGCAACCUAGCAGAAGGAGGACAUGAAUAUAUAAUGCGAUAAGAAUUAGUCUUCUCCCAUCAGA